Messenger RNA from Meleagris gallopavo (turkey), 2448 nucleotides. The record is from RefSeq and is a predicted model, not a curated record. NCBI's taxonomy places the organism in Eukaryota, Metazoa, Chordata, Aves, Galliformes, Phasianidae.
CUUUGCUUUUCUCUUCCAGGACAUGUCUCGAAAACAUCACACCUGGAAGGAGCAGAGUCCCUGGCUUUCAUCUCUGGUGGGGACUGGUGUGCCUGCCAAGGGCUUCCCCAUGAGUGCAGAUGAGCAGGCAGCACACUGGAACCCACCCCGUUGUGGUGUGCCAGACCUCCCGGUGCUGCCGGACGGCCAGAACGGGCGCAACCGGCAGAAACGCUUCGUCCUUUCCGGGGGACGCUGGGACAAGACUGACCUCACCUACAAAAUUAUCAGAUUCCCAUGGCAACUUGUAAAAACCAAAGUGAGAAGGACCAUCGAGGAGGCUUUGAAAGUCUGGAGUGAUGUGACACCGCUGACCUUUACUGAGGUUCAGGAGGGCCGGGCUGACAUUGUCAUUGAUUUCACAAGGUACUGGCAUGGUGACAACUUGCCCUUUGAUGGGCCCGGAGGGAUCCUGGCACAUGCGUUCUUCCCCAAGACGCAUCGGGAAGGAGAUGUCCACUUUGACUACGAUGAGACCUGGACGAUCGGGAACAACCUGGGCACUGACCUCCUCCAGGUGGCUGCUCACGAGUUUGGCCAUGUGCUGGGCCUGCAGCACACAACUGUCUCCAAGUCACUGAUGUCUCCUUUCUACAUCUUCCGCUACCCGCUGAGCCUGAGCGAGGAUGACAAGCAGGGUAUCCAGUACCUCUAUGGGAAACCCAAACUGGAUCCUGACCCAACCCCAACACAGCCAGCAGAGCUGCCCCAGCCAGACCUCGAAACAAACGAGAUCACCAACUUGGAGGCUGUGCAGCCCGAUGCCUGUGAGACAGCUUUUGAUGCCGCAGCCACCAUCCGGGGAGAGCUGUUCUUCUUCACAUCUCGCUACGUGUGGCGGCUCCGAGCUGGAAAGCUGCAGGCUGGUUACCCAGCUCUGGCCUCACGUCACUGGCAGGGGAUCCCAAGCUCUGUUGAUGCCACCUUCGAGGACCCUUUGGGCAAUAUCUGGUUUUUCCAAGCUUUUUUAGCAGAUAUCGAGGGGAGAAGAGAGAAGAAAGGGUCGCUUUUACUUCAGACACAGCCAAGAUAUGCCAUUCUCCUCCUCUGGAAUUGUUUUGAGCCCUCUGCUCUGGCCAUGCUGCUGGCAGAGGAGGAAGGAAAUACUUGUAACAUCUUUCUUGGGGAUGAAAACAGGAGAAGAAUGGCAGGUUCACUGGUGCCCACAGUCACUGAGUUUUGCUAGCAUCCCAAAACUGUGAGCCCACAAAGAAGGGAGCCUUUAUGCAGAGCCAGGCAACCUCCACCUACCACAGGGAUUCAACAUCAGCCACCACAGCAGGGUGAGACGUCCUGGACAACUUUGGAGCUUAAGACCAGCAAGGACUGCUGUUUCAGCUUCAUUGUUUUCUCUAAUGCUCUUUCCAUGUGUGUAUUAAAUAGCAGGGACACAGACCUGUAACUACGCCCAACUCCCCUGACUGUGCAUGCCCCAUCUGCGCACAAUGAGACCAAGCACCAGAAACCACACUAGGCAGCUCUGCAGGCAGAUUUACCACAAAAACAGAUUGCUUAGCACGUCACCUGCAGAUGAGGUUUACAGUGUGAAAAUUGGCAGGCUCCUACCAUGAAUUAAAAUGAGAUAAGGGGAAAGUAUUACAUGCCAUAGGGCAAUUGCAGAGACUCCUGUUUUAAUCUAAACUGGAAAUAUGUCCCCGGUCUCUGUUUCAGCUUGGCAACAAGAAAUGGAGCUCUGUAGCUUGCCUCUCUACAGUCACAUGUCCCCUGUAUGCCUGUGCAUGCCUACGUAUCAUCUCCUCCAGAUAAGCUGGCAGGGUAGGGGCUGAUCCCUGGGCCCUAUCCCAUGCAUGGUUGUAGCAAACAAAGAACGUGCCCCCCUUGAGCCAGUCCAUAACCCAUUUUGCUCCUCUGCACCCGCCUGGCUGCCCCAGGUCUCGCCACAAGAAUCAGCCUUUGUCUUGUCAAACUCUACAGCUUUGUGGAUUUCUUUAUCCAACGAUGGGUUCUUCUCCUUUUUCAGCAUAACCAGGGCAAACUCAAAGUUCAGGGCUGAUUCAACUGCCCUAAUGCAUCCUUGAAAACAACAGGCAACCCCAUCUGACUGGAGCAGCUAGAGAGAAACAUCCUUUCAAACGCACACAGGCCUCUCCAACACCACAACCAUGAGAGGCCAGGAAAGGCAGCCUGGCAGCUAGUAUGUAAAGUUAAAUCUUAUAUUAUAAAUUCCACAAAUACAGAAGAGACAGCUGCUAGGGGUCCUCCCAAUCCCACCACUGACAAUUCUGGGUUGAAUUGAGGGGAGAAUUGAAUUCCUUACCCGUUUGGUGAGCAUUCAUUAAUAGCUUUCCUUGGGAGCACUGCCCAGGCACCAGCUCGAGUCUGCAAUUCAGUGCCAAGUUAUCUGACAUCUAAGAACUCUGAACCUGUGUCUCCGCUUUUCCAUCUCCU